Paramuricea clavata is the source of this 471-nucleotide messenger RNA. NCBI's taxonomy places the organism in Eukaryota, Metazoa, Cnidaria, Anthozoa, Malacalcyonacea, Plexauridae. The record is from the annotation of a GenBank genome assembly.
AUGGCGGAAUCGAAAACUGUUACGGUUGUACCGUUGAAUGGGUCGAACUAUGGGACUUGGAAAGUCCAGUGUCGCAUGGCUCUCGUGAAAGACGGGCUGUGGAGCAUUGUUUCUGGAACUGAAACUGCUCCUGCUUCGACAGAAGCUGAAAAAUAUGCGAAGUUUGUUAGUCGUAGAGAUAAAGCACUGGCGAUUAUCGUGCUUUCGGUACAUCCUUCGCUGUUAUAUUUGCUCGGAGAUCCUGAAGACCCUGUAGCCGUAUGGAAGAAAUUAUCAGACCAGUUUCAGAAGAAAUCGUGGGCAAACAAACUGUCUUUAAGACGACGUUUAAAUAAUUUGAGGCUGAAAGAAGGGAAUUCUAUGUCAAGUCAUAUAAAAGCGAUGACUGAGGUUUUCAAUGACUUGGCUGUAAUAGGUGCGCCAAUGGAAGAUGAAGACAAGGUUGUAACCUUGCUGGAUAGGUCUCCCUGA